Molecule: messenger RNA, 2893 nt
Organism: Alligator sinensis (Chinese alligator)
Lineage: Eukaryota; Metazoa; Chordata; Crocodylia; Alligatoridae
Gene: ADRB3
Product: adrenoceptor beta 3
Exons: 5
Coding region: 1-861 (286 amino acids)
Biological process (GO): adenylate cyclase-activating adrenergic receptor signaling pathway; norepinephrine-epinephrine-mediated vasodilation involved in regulation of systemic arterial blood pressure
Cellular component (GO): membrane
Molecular function (GO): beta3-adrenergic receptor activity; epinephrine binding; norepinephrine binding
Source: RefSeq, a predicted model, not a curated record
AUGUCGCUUAGAAGCGCGAACGCGUGGGUCACCAAGGGCCGGGCGCGGGCCGUCGUGUGCGUGGUGUGGGCCGUGUCGGCUUGUGUGUCCUUCUUGCCCAUCUUCAACCACUGGUGGCGCGACGGGGCGGACGCGGAGGCGCGGCGCUGCUACGACAACCCGCGCUGCUGCGACUUCGUCACCAACCUGCCCUACGCGCUGCUGUGGUCCGGCGUCUCCUUCUACCUGCCGCUGGUGGUCAUGCUCUUCGUCUAUGCCCGCGUCUUCGCCGUGGCCAGCCGCCAGGUGCAGCUUAUUGCCCGCGACCAGGGCCGCUUCGAGCCGGGCCCUGGGCCGCGCCGGGCCUCACGCCUGCUGGCGGCCCGCGAGCACAAGGCGCUCAAGACGCUGGGCAUCAUCAUGGGCACCUUCACGCUGUGCUGGCUGCCGUUCUUCGUGGCCAACAUCUUGCGCGCUGCGUGCCGCCCGCUUGUGCCCGCCCAGGCCUUCAUCUUCCUCAACUGGCUGGGCUACCUCACCACCCGCCUCUGCCCCUGCCGUGGCCCCGCCUUCCGCCGUCCCUUCAAGCGCCUGCUGGCAUGCCCGCGCCGUUGCCCCCAUGUCACCCCCUCCCGGCCCAGCCUGCGCCUGCCCUGCACCCAGGGCCCAGGCCCCGAUGGGCAGGCGGGCGGCAGCAGCGCCAGCAGCAGCCGCUCCAACAGUGGCGCGGAUGGAGCAGGCCUGGCCUGCAGCAACGGGCACGGCAAUGGCUUGGCCCCACGACCGCUCACUGACGCAUUGCUGCAGGGCACCUGCACAACGCUCUGCCCGGCCCUGCAACAGUUUACCAGCAAAGAAGCCACAGAAGGUCCUGGAGCCUGACUACAAGGGAAGGAAAAAGAAGCGCCCCGAUUGCUUGGGAUUACACCAGAGCCCAAGAGGGCUGAGCCCAGGGGAUUUAGUCAUACUCUGACGUCUCUGGCAAUGGAGGUUUGGAUCCAGUUCUGGAUACAGCUCCAGAACUUCUCAUGAUGUGAAGCUGGACUUGGUAUCAGAGAGACCUCCCUCUCCAAGGCUGGGAGAUGAAUGCCAGUACUUCUCAGGAUACUGGUCCGAUCAAGAACUGACCAAAAUCAAUGUGAACAGCAUGCGUGCUCUCCAAAGAGCCUGCAAGGGAAGAAGGUCUGAAAGUGUCUCCUGUAUGGAUUGCAAGAGAAAUUACUACCUCAGAAGCGGGACAUCAGUAUGCAGCUGGAGCCUGAAUGUGGGGGCCAGAGGUUUCUGUUCUCUGGGAUGGAGUCUUAACCUCUGUGGCACUGUAAGCGCUGGGUUUGCAGGACAAGUUGAUUCUGUACACCUGCCCAAAGUGGCUGUAAAAUGCAACCAAAACCAACUGCAUGGGUGUAAAUGGUUACACAAAGUGCCAGGCAGGGCCCAGGCUGCUGAGCUACUAUUUCCAUAGCAUGCAUCUGCUGGCCUCAAAGCAUCAGGGUUUUACACAGAAUGUAAUAGGACUUGGGAGACUCUGGGAUUGUCCUGGGUGGUAAUGGUGAGGGGGAGUGCACUGAAUACAGCUGGACCUCUUGCUGGAGCCCAAGCUGAAGGGAUAAAAGGCCUCAGAUAAGCAAGGGACCUUUCUGUGAUCUUCACUUUAAUUUCAUUGCCUAAAUCACUGCCUGCGUCGGCAGCACAAAUAGCUGGCAUUGAGGAAUAUCCAUUCCACCUGAAAAAAAAGCCCAUUAUAAAAUGGCAACUGUGUCAUGUUCUGCACACUCGGGGCCGGAUUGUGCCAGGGGCUAAGCAUCUUGUACCAGAGGGCACCUGUUGCUGCUCUUUGCUUCUGAACUGAGGCAGGCAGAUGCUCCAAGCUAGGUUUCAAAGGGGUUUAGGUUCCUGGCAGGGUUUUCCAACCUGCUGAGGCACUACUGGAGAUGGGCAGCUUGGUGUUUUAGAAAAUCCCCCCCAAGCACCUGCCUGCAUCUCUGCACUCAACCACCUGUAAAAAAUAUGGCCCUAAGGAGCUGAUCUACAGAGGCUCUGAGCGCCUGCAACUCUGAGCCAGUUCAGUGGGAGCUGGUGCUGACUCUUCAGGUGGACCCGCAAAGGAUGGCUGCAGAUCUCUGUGACUCGAUAUCAUCCAUAUACCUCGCUGUGAAUACCUGCUGAAACCUCAGGCUGGACAGCUCCUUGGAGCUGCAGGCAGCUGAUGCUCAUGUGGCAUGUUCCUCCAGCCAUAUAAAGCUUGCAUCUCGAAGUGGGUGCCAGCUCUUAACUUAGAGCUCCUUGACACGGGAUGAGGGGUAGAAAUGAAAAUCCAGCCCUGGGAUGUUCGGCUGUACAAUAGCUCAGCAGCACGGAGCACUGUAAAUAGGCCACAUUGUGUACCAACAGGUGUUUGUAUUUAUGAGUGUGUGCAUAUGCCGAGCUUACUUGUGAUGACUUUCCCUGAGAUGUUUCUGGUUGUAAAUAUAUUGGAGACAUUGACUUUUUUUUGUGUGUGCGCCAGAAAUAAGCCUUCCAAAUGCCUGACUGUUGUAAGAAAAAAAAAAAAAUACAAACACCUUAAAGUAUGUAGUCAUGUCAUCUUUCAAACAGGGACAGCUAAGCGUGGUUCUUCCUGAAGCUUGCUCUGGAGCAGUCUCUGGGUCAGGAAUGAUGCAGCUUCUGUUGUUAGACUCCCCUGAAUUGACCGUAUUUCUGCCCCUUAAGGCAGCUUCCCUGAUAGUCAUCUUCUUCUUCCCAUCUGUUUAAUCACCUAUCAUUGCCCUGUGCUGUAAGUUCCACCUGUAGGGCCUUAAAAGGAUGAUAUUAGAAAAGGCACUUGAGCAUUGAACUUAUGGUGACUUUCAAAGGGGAUUGAGCACCCAACUCAUUUAUACUGUUUGCAGAUUACAGAAUCACAAGGUUGAAAAGG